GGGAGCGGCCGCCCGCCGAGGCCUCGGCGCCCCCCUCGCCAUUUUCCUGCCGCGCUCGGACGCGGGUGUCGCGGCGGCGGGGAGAGGCGGAGCCGCGAGAGCACGGCCCGGGCCGGCCCCGCGGGGCGGUCGCGGCCGUGACGGCGGCUCGGGGCCCGGCUCCCCUUCCGCAACCCCUCCCGCCGGAGAUGAGGGGAAGAUGUCCGUGUCAGGGCUGAAGGCCGAGCUGAAGUUCCUGGCGUCCAUCUUCGACAAGAACCACGAGCGGUUCCGCAUCGUCAGCUGGAAGCUGGACGAGCUGCACUGCCAGUUCCUGGUGCCGCCGCCGGCGCCGCCGCUGCUCACGCUGCACUGCAACAUCACGGAAUCUUACCCCUCUUCUUCACCAAUAUGGUUUGUGGACUCUGAUGACCCAAAUCUGACCUCAGUUCUGGAGCGUCUUGAAGAUUCUAAGAACAACAAUUCGCUUCGUCAGCAAUUGAAGUGGUUGAUAUGUGAACUCUGCAGAUUAUAUAACCUUCCUAAGCACCUGGAUGUUGAGAUGCUAGAUCAGCCACUGCCCACGGGUCAGAAUGGGACAACAGAGGAAGUCACUUCAGAAGAGGAAGAAGAGGAAGAGAUGGCCGAAGAUAUAGAAGACUUAGAUCACUAUGAGAUGAAGGAAGAAGAGCCUAUUAAUGGGAGAAAGUCAGAGGAUGAAGGAAUUGAAAAAGAAAACUUGGCCAUAUUAGAGAAGAUUAGGAAGAGUCAAAGGCAAGACCAUUUAAAUGGUGCGGUGUCUGGGUCAGUGCAAGCUUCAGACAGACUGAUGAAAGAGCUCAGGGACAUAUACAGAUCACAGAGUUACAAGACAGGGAUUUAUUCAGUGGAACUGAUAAAUGACAGUUUAUAUGACUGGCACGUUAAACUGCAGAAGGUUGACCCUGAUAGUCCUUUGCACAGUGAUCUUCAGAUCUUAAAAGAAAAAGAAGGCAUAGAAUAUAUUUUGCUUAACUUCUCUUUUAAGGAUAACUUUCCGUUUGAUCCUCCAUUUGUCCGAGUGGUGUUACCUGUUCUCUCAGGAGGGUAUGUGUUGGGUGGAGGAGCAUUGUGUAUGGAACUUCUCACAAAACAGGGCUGGAGCAGUGCCUACUCGAUAGAAUCGGUCAUCAUGCAGAUAAAUGCCACCCUAGUCAAAGGCAAAGCCAGAGUGCAGUUUGGAGCAAAUAAGAAUCAGUAUAAUCUAGCAAGAGCCCAACAGUCCUAUAAUUCCAUUGUACAGAUACAUGAGAAAAAUGGCUGGUACACCCCUCCAAAGGAAGAUGGCUAAAUAUGCUGACUGUCACAUGUGUGGACCAACGUUGCUUUAAAGAAAAUCUUUCCAACAUGCAGACACAGCUUUGAGUGCCCCAUAACAGCAGUACUGAAGACGUUAGCUAAUAGAUAUUUUAGUGGAUAAUCUGUCAACUGACAUCCAGUAUAAGUUACAGCCUUCUCAUUUUGCUCAUUUUAGGUGUCCGGGACUGAGCAGAGGGGCCUUUCCUGUGUCUCUCCUGAUGAAGACACAUGCUGGCCACUCCUUAUCUCUCUUUCUUAAAGUGAAACCUUUUAGGCAUACAGGGCAGCACCAGGUUACUGAACAGUUGUGACUUUAUGGUAACUUUCCUAUUUUGAGCCCAUGGGUUAUGAGAAUUUGCAGUAUGUUGUUAUAUAUAGAGCCAAUAAAAGUUUAAUCAAUGUUCAGUAUUGGUUUAGAAAAUUUUAGGUCCUCUAAACCAGAUACCUUUCUCAAGUCUAGAACCAUUUUAUGAUACUGCCAAAAUGACACGCGAUCUAACUGUCAAAAAAUUUUAAUGGCUAUGUGAUAGGAACUGUUGUCUGAAGGUCUACUCUUACCUGUGUGGUGAUGGACCUUUAAGGCAAAGAAAGCGAGGCUAUGCCAGCUAAGGCUGUAGCUGGUCAUCCCACUGGGCAGCAGCAGGCCUGCUGGGCUGAGUCUGCUUCCUGUUGGUUUCCUUAUUUCUUAUGAAGACAGCCACAGUACAGAGCUUGAAGCUAUUUAGAAUACUCUCACUUUACAUUUCCAUUUUAUUAACGGGAUGUUGCAAUCAUUUGUAAACUGAUAAAAAACAAUUGGGCAUGGAGACAGGAGCAAAAGCUAGAGUUAAGUACAAAAAGAUACCUAAUUUGGAGUUUGCUGUAAGUCAUAAUGAUGGCCUUCACAUCAAAAACAAGAAUUCUGCAUAGAUUAAUUCUUUAAGACCCAACUCAAAUCCGUGUACCCCCCAUUUUAUUGACUUACCCAAAUCAGUCAUGUUUGGAAAUGUUUUCUUAUGUACCCAAGUUUGAUUUAAAAGUAAAUUCUAGUGACUAAGCACUUUUAAAAAAGAAACCCAAAAGCACAUCUUUCGCAUAAACCGGUUACAAAGUUCAGGUGUUUCUUAGGUGUUCGCUGAAGAUUCGGUUUGUGACUUCGUUUACGUGCCCAGGAGGCCUGGCGAUGGCGUGGUCUUCUCACUGUUGGGUCGAGGACAGAUCAGAUUUCCUGGCCCCGGAAGGGCCGGGUUGCCGGUAGCUCAGAUCACAAGUGACGAGGCAGAGUUCUUUAAAGCAUUAAAGUUCCUUAUACCUAAGGCUAAUCUUGAAUACAUUAUUGAAUUCUUUAAUAUCCGGAUGGCUAGCAGAGGGACAGCUGCACAUUUGGCAUGCUUUGUUUUUCGGAUUUUUAUUUUUCAUAGCAGAUUUAUUUGGCAAUGUACAGUAAAUCUUGUAAACUUGCAUCAAGUUUAUGAAUAAAGAACCAUUUAAGAA
Oryctolagus cuniculus (rabbit) is the source of this 2790-nucleotide messenger RNA. It is a transcript of the gene UBE2Q2, whose product is annotated as ubiquitin conjugating enzyme E2 Q2. NCBI's taxonomy places the organism in Eukaryota, Metazoa, Chordata, Mammalia, Lagomorpha, Leporidae. The record is from RefSeq and is marked provisional.